Molecule: messenger RNA, 734 nt
Organism: Rhizophagus irregularis DAOM 181602=DAOM 197198
Lineage: Eukaryota; Fungi; Glomeromycota; Glomeromycetes; Glomerales; Glomeraceae
Source: RefSeq, a predicted model, not a curated record
AUACACCAUUGAAUGAAUCUUUAUCGUAUGAUAUGUUGACAUCGAUGAUUAUCAAAAAUACAAUUCGUGAUAAUAAUUAUAUCGAAACUGGUGAAGCCAUGAGAUCUAUGACUGAUGCUGAAAUUUGCCUUAGUAUACAAGAAGCAAUUAGUGGUGGAACUUUUAAAACUGGAAAUUUACUCUCAUUCAUUGUUUAUUAUAUUGUAUGUAAUCCAGAUGUAAAAAAGAAAAUGCUAAAAGAAAUUGAUAAUGUAUUCCAAGGUGAUAAAAGGCGACCAAUUACUAAAGAUGAUUUUUAUAGUUUAAAUUAUUGUGAAGCAAUUGUAAAGGAAACAGCUCGCAUUAUUCCAGUAGUACAUUCAUUUACAAGAUAUAUUGAUAAACCUAAUAAAACGGGGGAAUAUCAUUGGCCAGCUGACUCAUUGUUUCUAAUUUAUUCUAAAGCUAUUCAUAAUAAUGAUGAAUAUUGGGAAGAACCUAAUAAAUUUAACCCUGAUAGGUGGAUGGUUGAAAAUUUUGAGCCAAAGAAGAAUUCUUUUCUUAUGUUUGGUGGAGGAUUAAGAUUAUGUCCAGGAAGAAAGUUAUCAAUGACUGGAAUAGUUUGUUUAAUGGCUUUAAUGUUUAGAAAAUAUGAAAUUAAUUUAGUGGAUAUGAAUAAUCCUAUUAAAAUUACCAGUGACGGCAGUAUAAUUAAAUGUCUCAACUUAAUAGUUGAAAUUAGACCAAGAAAUUGA